GCACAGCGGGGCCGGGCUUCAGAAGUAACGAGCGACCUCCGUGGGUCCAAGUGCUAGGAAGGGCGCAGCUCAGCAAUAGCUAGCCGUGAGCCUUGUGGCCGUGAACGCCAUGGAUCCUCCGUACCAUCCGUCCGACGCGACGCGACAAGCGAAUGCGGAACGACCGUCAGCGUACGAACAAACCCCCUACUACCAGUCGCAGAAUGGCCCCCCUCCACCUGCUCCAGGCCACUAUCACCAUCAACAAUACGUGCAACAACCUCUGGCGUACCCUCCAUCGGACAUCACGCCGCAAUAUCUUCCGCCACUUCACAACGUUAUACACACGACUAGUACGCAAGAUGCGCGUUACCAGCAGGCACAGUCGCGGCCGCAAGCACAGCCGAACUUGCACACGUACGCGCAUACCGUACAGCCGGUGCAGCAGGAGCCGCCACCCGGGAGCAGUAGUGUGCAGGUAGACGAAGCAGACGCUACGUCCCUGCCCGAGGCGCACACCAAUUGGACGUACAAGCUAGAAGUGAAGCAACAGCCGGCCCGAGCACGCAUGUGCGGCUCUGGCGAAAGGGACCGAAGACCACUUUCGCCGCCGCCGUGCAUACGACUGGCCAUCUUCGAUCAGGACGGUGUCGAGAUCAAUUACGACAACAUCGACCCUUCCCUAUUCAUUAUUCUCGUCGAUUUAUGGAACGUCGACGGGACGCAGGAGAUGAAUCUCACCUCUGCAGUGUCAAACUCUACCAAUGAUUCGGGGAUCACCACACCAUCCACGACGUACAUGCCCCUUGGGAACGAGCCGGCAUCUCUGGGCUACCAAAAUCCCGCGCAGGCUUCAAUGCGAGACGUCACGUAUGGCGGACAUCAAUCCAAUGGCUACCCUGCAGCAGAAUACGCAAUGCAACCCAAUCCCGCGCAUGCCCACCCAUCUAGGAACUCGAACGGGGGGUACACUCAUUCACCCAUGCUCCCUUCUCAACAGUAUUACCUCCCUUCGGACUAUAGACCCGUGCCGCCGGGUCUCAGCACAUUGCCUACGCAGGGCUACGACACGCCGAACGGAUACGGAGAAGGCAGCGGCCCACCCGUCGCUCAAAUACCUGGAAAGGCCUCUAGCAGAUAUAACUUGGUCGGGAACCGCGCGGUGACUGCGUUCAUCCUCCGAGACACGGAACAGCGGCCUGGCGUCUGGUUCAUCCUUCACGAUCUGAGCAUUCGCCACGAAGGGUUCUAUAGACUGAAAUUCUCUGUUGUUCACAUGCUUAGACCUGGCGCUAGGCACAAGCAGGAGGCCAACAUCACCAAGGAGCGAACGCCCAUCCUCGUGUCGUGCUUCAGUCAAGCAUUCCAGGUCUGGUCCGCGAAGAAGUUUCCAGGCGUGAAGAAAAGCACUGCCCUAAGUAAGGUAUUUUCUGAUCAAGGGAUCAAGAUACCCAUUCGCAAAGGUGGCGAGGGUAGCGACGACGAAAACCAAGCUGAAUAAAAUGCUGUGCGGCAACUUCCCGCUUGCUCGAGGACGUUGCUGCCGUUUCCCCAAGAUGAGCGCGGGCACAACCAAUGCGGUCGCAACGACCUAUCUCCCCAGGAAGUGAAGACGAUUAGC
Molecule: messenger RNA, 1600 nt
Organism: Emericellopsis atlantica
Lineage: Eukaryota; Fungi; Ascomycota; Sordariomycetes; Hypocreales; Bionectriaceae
Product: velvet factor-domain-containing protein
Exons: 6
Coding region: 110-1480 (456 amino acids)
Source: RefSeq, a predicted model, not a curated record